AAGCUUUCAUUUCACAUUUGAUACCUGGUAACCACAUAACAUCAUGUGGUUCCCUGUCAUCCUUCUACUAGCCGGCGUGGCCGUGGCCACAGGCACACUUGACCACGAGCAUGCUUGGGAAAAGGAAAACGAAUAUGAAUACCUUGUACACAGUCGGACAGUGACAAGUCUUGACAAGUUGAAACAACAAUAUACUGGACUUCAAAUGAAGGCUAAACUCACCGUUCAUGUAAAAUCGCCACAGAAAUUGCAAGUGAAGGUUUCCAAUCCACAAUAUGCUCAUGUACACACCACAUUAGUGGAUGGCCCGGAUACCGAACUUCCUGAUCAUAUGCUGGAGUAUCAGGAAAUUCCUAUGUCAGGAAAGCCAUUUGAGGUCACAAUGAAGCACGGAGUGAUACGAGAUUUAUUAGUCGACCGUAAUAUUCCUACUUGGGAAUUGAAUCUCCUCAAGAGUUUCAUGAGCCAACUGCAAAUUGACACGCAGGGAGAAAACGCGAUAAAAACUAGGAGCGCUCAAAUUCCAGUCGAUGAAAAUUCUCCUGUUAUAUUUACAGCCGUAGAAGAUUCCGUCGGUGGCAAGUGCGAAGUACUGUACGAGAUCGUACCAUUGCACCCAGAUGCUCAUCAAGAAAUACCAGACAAGAUACCUUUUCCGGACUUACGCGGUGAGGGGUAUUAUUACAACAUUAAAAAAAUGAGAAAUUACGAGAAAUGCCUUCAGCGACAAAUUUAUCAUCGCGGUCUAGAAAAUCCAUUGUUCCGCGAACAACUCUAUAAACAGGAAAAAUUCUAUAAACAAGAUAAAUUCAUUUCGGAAUUAUCUACGACUCAAAUGCUUCUCUCGGGCCAUCUGAAAAGGUUCACUAUUCAAUCUGUCGUAACGAAGAAUCAUAUAUCCGUUAGGCCUAAAAAAACUGAUCCUUUCCUUGGCAACGUCCACAGCAUAUUGAAAUUGACUUUAUUGAAAAAGGACAAAAUAUCCAGCUCACUGUUUGAUUCACUUGAAUCAAGUAACCUCGAGUCAACUGGAAACUUAAUAUACACGUAUAAUAAUCCAUUUUCUGAUUCUAAGAACCCAAUGAUACCAAGCAUCAGUAUAAAUUCCGAGCAAGUACAUUCAUCAGAGAGAACCAGUUCUUCUGAAAAAAGUUGGGACGACCAGAACAGCUCUUCUAGUAGCUCCAGCGAUGAGGAUUACACUUUAUAUAAGAGUAAUAUUUCACCUAAAAGAAUGGCAAUAGCUCCGAAAAGCCCGCUAUCACCCUUCAUUACCGUCACAAAUGUGGAACAAAUCAAGGACUUAAUUCAUGAAAUAGCUGUCACAAUACAGUCUUCUAAUGACACGCGUUUAAGUAUAAUGGAACAAUAUGUGUUCUUAAAAAAUUUCAUAUCCAUCAUGAGCUUCAAGCAGAUUGGUGAAUUAGAAGAACAUUUACGUAAUCUCAAAAGUCACGAUAAAGAUUACAAGAAUAUUGUCUGGAGCGUCUUACGGGAUGCUAUUGUGCAAACCGGAACAGAACCCGCUUUGUUGACUAUCCACAAUUGGUUAAAAAAUAGAAAAGUUGAAGGCCCAGAGGCAGCAAUAAUUAUAUCUCAAAUUUCCAAGCAUGUUCACGAACCAACAAAAGAAUAUGUCAGAACAUUCUAUGAAAUGAUAAGCGAUCCAUCAGUAUUGUACCAGACACCCGUAAAUGUGACUGCACCAUUAGCAUUUGCUGAAAUAAUACGUAAAAAUCAUGUCAAUACUUAUUAUCUGAUACGCAGUUUGAGGCGUAUAGGUCCUGUGACUUUCAGGCGUAACGUAGACACACACAUCGAGAUAACCGACGUUUAUAUUCCUUUUAUGGCUGAACAAUUGAAACAAGGCUUGUCCGAAAAUGAUACUUCAAAAGUCCAAAUAUAUACCGUGGCACUUGGUUUGACCGGCCAUUCGAAAAUUCUCUCGAUCUUUGAGCCGUACAUAGAAGGCAAGAAGUUGGUAUCGAAGUUCCAACGUUUACUCAUGGUAUCUUCACUGUCCACCUUAAGCAGAUUCGAACCAAAAUUAAUUGGACCAAUUUUUUAUAAGCUGUAUUCGAACGUAAACGAAGAUCAUAAAAUACGUUGUAUGGCCAUACAUCGAUAUAUUAUGCUCAACCCACCUUUGAUUAUGUUGCAACGCAUAGCGAAAUUUACUAAUGACGAUUUGGAUGAAAAUGUAAUCUCUACCAUAAAAAGUACAAUAAAUAGUCUCGCCAAUACGAAGCGACCAGAAUUGCAAGAUCUCGCUAUUAAGGCACGCAGUGUCAGGCAUCUAUUGAAUCCGAAAAAGUAUAAUAAAUGGAAUUCGCAAGGCUACUACACGGACUUGAAUCACUGGGGUAUUAGGGGACUUAGUGUGCAAACCAUUGGCGACAAUAGUGUAAUUCCCUCAUAUUUGCGUGUUGCUAUGAAUACUGCUUUCGAUUUCUAUGGAUUACCUACCUUGGAAGCAGGGUACAUGGUAUCAAAUAUCAAGCAACUUUGGAACAAUUGGAAGAACGAAGAAACAAGUCGUGAAUUGUUGAAAAAAUCACGUAUUGAGAAGCUGUUGCAAGUACUUCAGUUCAAGUCCGAAGAUCUGGAUAAAUUGGAAGGACAUGUCUUUAUUAACACAGUACACGAUCUUCUGAUCUAUCCCUUUGAUAGUGAAGCUCUUCGAAAAAUUUCCUCUCAGUUGAAGGAUUUCUUCAAGAAAGACCAACAAUUGGAUUUACUUUUCUUCAAUAAUUACGAAACGAUAUUAAGCUUUCCAAUUGAAAGUGGCAUCCCAUUCCUUUAUACUUUGGACUCGCCAAUAGUUGUAAAAGUUAAAGCUGAAAUGAAAAAUGACGAACUUUCAAAUACAAAAAAAACUGGCAUUUUGAAUAUGCAUGUUGCCAAUAAGGAUCAGAAGCAGUUUGGUUUUAUAGCACCUUUCGACCAUCAUAAUUACAUUGCUGGUGUUCAUGUCAAUCGAAUGUUGCAGUUACCAUUGAAAUAUGAAGUCGAUCUUGAUUCGACUCAACAAAACCUUAAUAAUGGUGCGUUAAAGAUUAGCCUACAAACUCAAACAUCUCCGAUCACUGUAUUGCAUCUCAGCACUAUUCCCUUCACUACGCGACAAGACCUUCAUGAUCUUCAACCUUUAUCUCUUAGUAGAAAUACACAUCUUGUACUAACAGAAAGAAAACAUAAAACUACAUUAGAGAGAGAUUUAAUUUCUCUCCGAGUAGAAACUGAUAACAAAGAAAUAGAAGAAAAUCUAGAAGAAAAUAAUAUUUUACAGCUCUUGUUAAAAUUACAACAGAUACCUGACGGCCAAUAUAAAAAAUUGGAUAUAUUAAUGAAUUCUGAACAGUUAGCAAAGAGUGUAUCACAAAUGAACGUUAUUUAUGAGAAAAUUACAAUUAAUAAUGACAUAAUACAAUCACAAGAACCAGAGUCACAAAUUAUGUUUCCUUUAAAACAUGUGAAGCUAAACAGUGAAAAGAGACGAAAGGAGAUUAUGACAGGCUUCAGCAAAGGCUUCAGGUCGGGUGAUGUUCGUGUAUUGGAUAUAAAUUUCAACUUACCGGAGUUAGAAAAACAACAUGUUUUCACCAUUGGUUGGGUGAACAGCAACGUGGACAAGAAGUCUAAGAUUUAUUUAUAUUCGAAUUCUCAAACAUCGAGGAAGGAAAAACCAAUAACCGAAGUUUGCUAUACGCAUGAAAUACAAUAUUCACCAGAUACUCCCCUAAAUUUUGAAUAUAUGAAGAAACAUGCGCCGAGAGAUAAGGUCAAAGCUGAACUGCAAUAUGGAGAGAGUUGUAGCAAAGGAAACAAAAUUGUCAUCGAUGCGAGCAUAUCGCGAAGCAGCCGAAUAGAGGAUAUGUUAGAGUCCUCCAAAAUAGUUAAACAAUGUUGGGAAGAAAUUGAGAGGGGACAUAAAGCACUGCAUGCUUGCCAGCAGGCCACUGAACUUGCCCGAGUGAAGAAUCAAGUGGACAUUUCAGGUAGAGGUUCAAUAACUGACUAUAUGAAAGAAGUUAUUCACAAGAUUUCCAACUUUUUGUCGCAUCUCUUCCCUCACUCACAAAUAGAAGUAACAGACUCGAAAGACUCUGAUAGAGAUGUCUUCAAUAUAAAAAUGACUUUGUCACCUAUGGAAAUAGUUCCGCCGGCUUCCUUAGAUUCUUCGCAAGUAGAUGUUACUCUUCCUAACAUGGAGCAAAGAGAUUUCGAAAUGCAAGAACUAUUAAAGGAAUAUAUCAUACAUCAAAGAAAAGAAAGAAGAGCUUCGUGUACUAUGGAUAAAGACAUGGUCCUUACUUUUGAUAAGCUGCUUUAUCCUGUGAAACUGGGGACUUGUAAACACGUACUAAUGACCACUUAUUCACAAAAGGAUCCUGAUACUCAAAAGAAUACAACAGAAGUGAAUUUUAUGGCCUUAGUUAGAAAUCAUACCGAUGGUACCAAGAUAGUUAUUCUAUUGGUGAACGAGCAUGUAAUUGAAUUAGAGAAAAUAGAUGCUAAUAUUAAAAUUCAAGUCAACGGCACUCCCAUUCAAUUAUCACAGUAUAAAGAUUAUCAACUAAGAGAAGAUGGUGAAACAUUACUCGAACUCAAUAAACUACCCGAUGGUUCGAUCGAAAUGAUUUCGAGCAAAUCUGAUAUCAAAAUACUGUUCGACGGAGAACGUAUUCAAUUAUUGGUAUCCAACAGAUAUCGCAAUGCUCUACGCGGUCUCUGUGGCAAUUACGACUCCGAUCCCAGCACCGAUUUCCUCACUCCUCAAAAUUGUGUUAUGAAGGUGCCCGAAGUAUUCACCGCUACGUAUGCCUUGACUCAUGAGGGUUGUCAGGAAGACAUUCUGGAGAACAAACGAAAAGCUGAAUUCACUCAGUGUCGUGAGUUGCCAAUAAUUCAUCGGAACAACGUUAUUAAUGAUAUAGAAGCGGGAAGAUUGCCGACACAUAGUGAACUCUGGGGCUAUCAUAACAAUAAUCUCAAGGGAAAACAUAACUUCAAUUACGAUAGUAAAAGAUCCAAUUUCGAGAGAAAUUCACUAGACGAUAACAAUCUUGUCUACCGCACAAAAGUUGUUCUAGAAGAUGAAGAGAUCUGUUUCACGACCAAACCUGUACCAAUGUGCCGUGAGGGUACCAAGUCUUCGGGAAAAAAGGAAAUGAAGGAAUUUAAUCUUUAUUGUCAACCAAGGAACGAGGAAUCUUUAUUAAUAAAACGCAGGAUCGAGCAAGGCGCUAAUCCAGAUUUUACCCGAAAGCCUUUCAGUAGGUCGCGUACUUUCCACGUUCCUAUCGUUUGCAACGCGUAAUCUGGCAAUACCAAAAUGAUAUACC
Molecule: messenger RNA, 5345 nt
Organism: Atta colombica
Lineage: Eukaryota; Metazoa; Arthropoda; Insecta; Hymenoptera; Formicidae
Product: vitellogenin-3-like
Exons: 7
Coding region: 44-5320 (1758 amino acids)
Biological process (GO): lipid transport
Molecular function (GO): lipid carrier activity
Source: RefSeq, a predicted model, not a curated record